Molecule: messenger RNA, 4306 nt
Organism: Dicentrarchus labrax (European seabass)
Lineage: Eukaryota; Metazoa; Chordata; Actinopteri; Moronidae
Gene: entrep2
Product: family with sequence similarity 189 member A1
Exons: 12
Coding region: 1257-3668 (803 amino acids)
Cellular component (GO): membrane
Source: RefSeq, a predicted model, not a curated record
ACAUUUUCAAAUGAUCACCAAUUUUUUAAUAAUGUGCAGCCAGUCUAAUUCCUGUGUGCUCUUCAGGCAGAAUCCUCCUCCAGGUGUGUCGCAGUUACUACCUGCCUAUAAUGAAGGAGAGGUGAUACAGAGCCAAUGACAAUGCAGUGGAUGAUGUCCUGAUGCUGCAGCUGGACUUUGGUUUUAUAUAAACGGUAAACACACCUGAACCUAAAGCUCCUUAAAUCGGUUGUCCCAUGAAUUCUGAUUACAUGAUGGAAAUGUAAGAAGGUUCAGACUGUAGCUGCUGCAUGCAAAACACAAAACACAUGAUAAAUGCGUGCUCUUUCCUUCAUAAUAUAGGUAUAUAAAAUCCUAUUGAUGCUGCUCCUCUGAUGAUCAGAUCCUACCACGUUUCCAUCCACCACCACAUCACGAGCAGUGGUAACAAAUCACGCGCAUUUCUUCUUCUUUUGUGUGUGUGUGUGUGUGUGUGUGGAUGCUGCCUGAUAGUAAAGACCUCCCCUCCUUCACUAUCGUAGUAAAACAGCCUCCGUGCAGCUCGCCGCCAUGUAGACGCGCAGAGUGGCACAUCUCCAAUACGCAGUGUGUAUCUCCUGUCCUGGCUCAGAGAUUCUGCUGUGUGGAAAAACCCACGGCUGGUGCCUCACGCAGAAGAAAGAAGCGCUGCUCGUGGAAGGACUGCGGAUUUUCAGACACCAAAAACAAAACAAACCAAAACAGUGAUUUCAAAAAACCUUUUAGACGUCUGAUCUUCAAGGAAGCUCAGGCUUUGUUGGGGUUUGUUAUCCGGGCUUUUCAUCUCUCGCUUUAGAGUUGUUGGAGGAGCCUGCAGGGGUCGAGUCUGACAGCGCGACAAUGGUGCUUUACAGCAGGAUGAUGCGUUUCUUUCUUUUUGCCUUUUGACUUUUAGAGGGAAUGGGCUCUUUGCCGGCGCGGUCGCAGAGAACUCGGGUGAUUUCAUGUGGUGUCUUUUUUCGAUUUGAGAAAUAUUCCCAGUUUGUGCGUGUGUUAUGGUAAACAUCUGGUGCCUCGCUGCGUCCGCUCUUUCCUCACCUUUCUCCUCCCAACCCGCAGCUCUAAUUGGAGCCACUCCGAAGCAUCUUAAUUGAUGGAAAUCAGCCACAUCGGACACUGACCUCCCGACUUCCACUGCGGGCUCAAACACAGCGACUCGGCUGUUUGUGGAUGUUAUUGUGUUUUAUUGGUGCUGCUGGGGUUUUUUUUUGUUGCUGUUGUCGUACCCUUCAGUGACAAUGCCGUUGAACGCGCUGCCCCGCGGCGGCAGCAGCGGCAUCGGCGGCCCGGGGUCCCUGAGCCCGGCGUCGCUGUCCCGCAGCCUGUCCCGGCUACGGGAGUACCGGACCCGGACGAGGAUCAUGCUGGCUCUGGGAGUCUCUCAGAUGGUCCUGGGAAGUCUCAUCCUGGCCGUCAGCUUCGCGGCUUUGGCUCUCACCACAUCACCCAGAGUCCGGCACUCCUGUCCCUUCUGGGCAGGUUUCUCUGUGCUGCUCUCGGGACUGAUCGGAGUGGUGUCAUGGAAGAGGCCGCUCUCUCUUGUGAUCACAUUCUUCAUGCUGCUGUCAGCAGUGUGCGUGAUGCUCAACCUGGCGGGCUCCAUCCUCUCCUGCCAGAACGCUCAGCUGGUCAACUCCCUGGAAGACUGUCAGCUGUGUGGAUGUGUGUUCCCCCCCCCUCCCCCCCAGCUCAAGUUUGACAGCGAUGGAGUGUGUGUGUGCUGCGAGCUACAGCAGCAGAGUUCAAGCUGCAACAACCUGGGAGAGACGCUGAAACUGAAUCCACUGAGGGACUGCAACACCAUACGCCUACGUCUCAAGGAGCUGCUGUUCAGCGUAUGUGCCCUUAAUGUCAUCUCCACCAUUGUGUGUGCUCUAGCCACUGCCAUGUGCUGUAUGCAGAUGGUCUCAACUGAUGUGCUGCAGAUGUUUAUGCCGCACAGAGCGCGAGCUCUAAAUGCUGACUGUAUGACCCCCCAUGGAACCAUCCUCCACCAAACUCUGGACUUUGAUGAGUUUAUUCCUCCCAUCCCCCCUCCACCAUAUUACCCCCCAGAGUAUACCUGCACCCCCUCAAUGGAUGGACAAAGAGGCCUGCACCUGGACUUUCCCCACUCUCCGUUCAGUGCCAUCUAUGGGGUGCCAAUCAACAGCCCAGGAACACUGUACCCAACGGACCUGCCUCCUCCCUAUGAGUCUGUAGUGGGGCAGACCCCUGCCAGCCAGGUCACCACCAGCAUAGAGCAACAGGCGACUGAAUCCAGUCUGUGUGAGAGAAACACUACUGCAGGACUCAGCACUCAGGCAUCCGUUGACAGCGCGUCACUAAUGGUGUCUGAGGUGGCUGAUCAGGACCAGACUUGCUCUUCAGAGGACUUGUGCUCCCUGGAGGUCCAGGGCUCUGACUCCUCUCCCUAUGGCACGCCCCACACUGCCCCCAUUGAUGGAAGCUGCAACAGCCUGGAACUUUGUUCACGCCAUCGUGGGAUGCCUAGCAGGGACACUCGCCCCAGUGAUACAGGAUACAGUGAGUCCUCACAGACCCAGGAGUCUCUUGAACGCUCUCCGGACUGGUCCUCAGAAAAUUAUAGCAAUCUGGACCAGGAGGAUUCCACAGACACACAUCCAUGUGAGGAACUCAGGGCUGCAAUGCACAUAUGUGACGAGCUUGCAUCAGCCAAACAUUUACCAGAGGAGCCACCUAAAGCAUCAACCCACUCCCUCAUUAAAGCACGAAUGAUGAGCCGGAAGCUCACACUCCCUGUCAUGCUACCCCCACCACCACAGCCUUGCUCCCCCACCUCUGUGGCCUCCUCUGGUGGAACUUCAGCCAUCAGCCCUUUGGCUCCUUCUCCUUCCCCUUCCCCUCCUAGCAGGCCCCGCGGUCCCAGGCUGUGCUUCAGUGUUUGGUCACCCUCCUCCACAUCACAACCCCCCUCUACCUCAGCCCAAAGUGGCCACUCGCCUUCGGAGAGGCCACGGGGGCUCCGAGCAGCUCGGAGGUACCGCAAACUGGCACGCAUCGUUCGUUCCACCAGUGACCCUAUCUCCUGCUCCUCUUCGACAGGAAGAGAAAAUGGAAGCUGCGCCUCUGUGAAUAACCCUGCUCCUGAAGAUUCAACUCAUACAUCACCAGAACAAGAGCCAACAGAUGUGGUAGGAGCUAAACCCAGUCACACAUCUGUUAGGAAGCAGCAAAAAGAGGGCAGGAAAGUUGACAUCCACCUUAAACCACGAGCCCUGCACACACACUCCUCCCACGAACGUCCGCACUCCCUGGCUGACCUUAAGAUGUACAAGGACACCAAAAUACUGGUGGCCAAGUUCCUGGAGCAUUCGAGCUGCAGUCUACCUCCUGAAGUCCAGCAGGUUGUCAACAACAUCAAGUGUGUCAUCAAGUCGGAUGAGAAACACAUGGAGGAGGCCAUUUUUAGUGCCAAUGUCAUAGAUCAGGUGAUGACCCAGCGCAUCAUUGGCAGUCCCAGGAAGCGUGGCCAUGAGGAUCUUCACCUUCAGAGCUGCGGUGCUUUGAGUUCGUCCCCUUCCAUGCGCCGUCCAAAGGACCUCUCACAAACAACCAGCGCCUCCACCAACCCACUGGACUCCCCCUCCUCUGAACAAAGCCUUGAGUGCAAAGAAACUAUUCUCUGACCACUCUCUCAACAAAGACUUGGAUCAAAACUCUGAGGGCAUUUCAGGCUGCUGGUGUUGCAGCCACGCUGUGCAGUGCAGCAGAUGUCUGUAGAGUCAUUAAUAACUCCUCCAACUUUGAAAGAUGAUUUAUUUUCACAGUGUGACUGCAGCACAGGCAAACUCAAAUGGUCUGUAUCUCCUAGUGCCCUGUGAGACCGUGCCAAGUCAUCAGCAGAAAUGGUAGCAAACUCAGACUGAGCCUGCCAGUGUCUGUAGUGGCUUCUUUCUCAUCCGAAAAACAAAAGAAUGUCUCUCCCUCAGGGGAUCUUUUCUACUGAGUUUCAUCUCUUAAAAAAGAAACAAAUACUCAGCUGAUUAGUUUGGAUCUGGGACUGAAAGACAAAGGAGAUUGUGUUCACAUCAGUAUUCCUCUUGUCCUCAUAAGAAACAGCAAGAAAUAUGUUUGUAUUAAACUGUGAACUGAACUGACUGGGCAUUACUAGCCAUUGUUUGCAGACUUUGUGGAACUGUUACUGAUAGGGUGGUGAAUAUUUUGUGGUGCCGCUGGUUCAAGAACAUCACAGAUGUGGAUUAUUUAACUUACCUCAUUGUGUUACAAUUCCUAUCAGUGUUACAAUAAAAUAUGAGUUUGUAAA